AUGUCAACUGCGGACAAGACCAGACAGUCGUCUGGUGGUAAAGGCUUCUUUUCUAGGAAUAAACAUAGAAGUGAUAAGAGACACACUGGUAGCGAAGAGGGACGAUACCUCGGUUCAGAUCACGAAUCUGUGUCGCGAACCUCCCGACAUGCUAGGGACUCCUCGAUAAUAUCUGUGGAUCGUCCUAGUUCUCCCGAGUCCGGCGUCAACAACACUGCGGGCGUUAUCACCGCAAUCCCAUACGAUAGCACACACCCUGACAUACGAAGUCCAAUACCUGUCGAAUAUCUUCCUCGAAACGAGCAACUCCCCGUGCGCCGAGAACCACUACCACAUCAAUUAAGUAAAGUAAGCGCCGAUUUUCACCAAUACCCUACUUUCGACGCGAACACACUUUCCAGCAUGGCUGGUUCCCAUCUUUCGAAUGCCCGCCCUCCUACGGCGAGCUCAAAUAUUACAAUGGCGUCGACCGGUCGUCAGACGCAAUUUCAGCAGUGGGGUCCGUCUGGAGGUAAUAAUUUAUUGACACCUCGAGGAAGUACGGCUUCUUCGAUGACUACUAGUACUGCCUAUGGUGAAAGGUGGGAUUCUCUACCUGGCUAUGGGAUGUCUGGUUUCGGCAGAUCCUCGAGACAAAGCGACCAGUCCAGCGUUUUUUCAGGUAAAGGAGUACCCCCUGACUAUCCCACAAUCAAGCGCUCAUCCAAAGCAGCACUACCCAGUGCCACAUCCCAGAGUUCCAUUGCAUCAUCGCACCCCUCGAGUAGAGAUUCGCAUCGUUUAACAAAAUUUCCAGGGUCACCUGGAUUACAACCUCCUGGCGCCAGCAGCGACUCGCUCUCGCUUACAAGACCGGACGAUGAUAGGGUUACCGAACAGAUGUUCUACGAGCUGAUGAAGAAACGAGGAUGGCACAACCUGCCCGAGCAGGCACGACGACAAAUGCAAGCGUAUCCGGCGUCGAAAAAAUGGACACUUAUUCAUCAAGACCGUUUAACGGAGUUGCAGGGCGAGCAGAAGAGGAGAACGACGGCGCGAGCAGGGCAGUAUUCGAGCGUCGACAUUGCCGCAUCAUCCGAUGAAGAAGGUUCUCCUGAGUGGUACGUCCGGAAAGUGAUGGAUAAUACCUUGGACUUGAAAGGUCUUGGUAGUCUUGAAGUUAAUUUGCGCACCCAACAAAUCGGCUGGGUGAGACGAUUCAUCGAAUGUCAAGGGCAAGUUGCCCUCACUAAUGUUCUAUUGAAAAUCAACCGCAAGAGUGCUGUAGGACCCGCGGCUCCUGGCGAUGCGAAAUCGAGCGACAAGAACCUCGAUAAGGAAUACGAUAUUCUGAAGUGUCUCAAGGCUUUGCUGAACAACAAAUAUGGUGCCGACGAUGCACUCGCCCACCAACAAGUGGUUGUCGCUCUCGUUACCUCUCUCAUCUCCCCAAGGCUCACGACACGAAAACUCGUUAGCGAUGUGUUAUCGUUCUUGUGCCAUUGGGACGGGGGUGAAGGGCACCUCAAGGUCAUCCAGGCUAUGGAUAUAGUGAAGAGCCAGCAGAACGAAAAUGGCCGGUUUGACUCUUGGAUGCGACUCGUCGAAGUAACCGUUGAUGGACGAGGGAAGAUGGGUAGUCUUGUAGGGGCCAGUGACGAAGUACGCAGUGGUGGUAUUGGCAUGGAGAACCUGUUGAUGGAAUACGCCGUCGCAACGCUCAUCCUCGUGAACUCUAUCAUCGAUGCCCCUGAGAAUGACCUCCAAUUGCGCAUGCAUAUUCGAGCGCAGUUCGGCGCUUGUGGGAUCAAGCGGAUCCUCACGAAGAUGGAGGGCUUCCAAUAUGACCUAAUAGACAAGCAAGUCGAGCGGUUCCGGACGAACGAGGCUAUUGACUAUGAGGACAUGCUUGAGCGGGAGAAUAGCAGCAUGAAGGACAGCAUCGAGGGCGAGGUUAAGGACCUCAACGAUCCUGCCCAGAUUGUAGAUGCUAUUCAACAGCGACUUCAAGGCUCCAAGACGCAUGACUACUUCAUAUCAGCGCUACAACAUUUACUUCUCAUUCGGGAUAACGAUGGCGAAGAACGGUUACGUAUGUUCCAGCUCGUUGAUUCGAUGCUUAGCUAUGUGGCCAUGGACCGGCGUUUGCCGAACAUGGACCUCAAGCAAAGCUUGAAUUUCACGGUCCAGAACCUCUUAGACAAGCUACACACCGAUUCCGAGGCACGCCAGGCUCUGGACGAGGCCUUAGAGGCCCGGCAGAUCGCCGACGCUGCUAUGGCAGAGCGGGAUGAAAUGAAAGCGCAGCUAGAAUUAGGCGCCGAUGGUCUCGUUGCUAAACUUCAGAAACAACUGGAAGAGCAGGCUCGCUUUAUUGAAGCGCAGAAACGCCAAGCCGAUGGUCUCAAAGCCGAAAUCGAGAACAUGCAGACAGUGCGUGCUAAGGAAGCGCAGAGAUAUGAGUUAGAAACGAGAGAAUUAUACCUUAUGCUUAGGGAUGCUCAAGACGUUGCCGCCUCCCAGGCCGUCAAAGGCGUUCCUGGAAACAAGAUGGCUAACGAGGAUCCCGCCCGAAUGCAAGGUAUUUUGGAUCGUGAAAGACUCAUGGACCGACUUGCGAUGCAGCUCGAACGGCAGAAGACCCAGUACAAACUUGAAGGUAGAGUCUGGGGCGAGGCUAUUGGACCUUCCGACCGCUUACGUGCGCUACGUGAAGAGAUGGAAGGCUACUCGGAGGACUAUCCCGAUGCGCCGGACGGUGCAGGACUUCCACCUCCUGGCAUGGCUGCUGGUGGUGUACUUGGAACCGUCAACCGACAAACCAGAGUAUCGAGGAAGCCUGUCAACGGACAAUCAGCCUCAGCUGCAAAUGGAGGUGUCACUGAAGGUGAAGAUGACAUCGUGUACGAGAAGCCCAGAGUUGUCGAGAUUAGAAGACCCGUCAUGGAUCCCAAACAUGCUGCCAACUUCCUCAGUGAAAUUCAAGCGAAGGGCAAGAGGGAUGACAUCAGUGACUCUGAAGAGGGCGAGGGCGCGACAACUGGCCCGUCCCAUCCCAGUCUUGAAUCACAAUCUCCCAUUACACCAAGCGAAGCCGAGCCGCCCAAGAUUAAAGUCAGCGACACGGGAGCUCCUCCGCCUCCCCCUCCUCCACCACCUCCGAUGCCCGGCCAACUUCCUGGCGCGCCGCCUCCGCCACCUCCUCCACCCCCAAUGCCGGGUCAGAUUCCCGGUGCCGCUCCACCUCCACCACCACCGCCUCCUCCUAUGCCAGGAAUGCUUUCGCCCUCAUCCGCAGCAGGUGGACCUCCCCCUCCCCCUCCCCCGCCACCUAUGCCUGGUGUUCCCGGAGCAAUGCCUCCUCCACCCCCACCCAUGCCUGGCGCCAUGUCGGGUCACUUCCUUUCUGCGCAAAACAACUUCGGACCAACUCCUUCGGUUGGAUUGCCCAUUGUUAGGCCGAAGAAGAAGCUCAAGGCUCUUCAUUGGGACAAGGUCGAUACUCCCGAGACAAGUCACUGGGCAGCACAUGCUCCAUCUAUGGAAGAGAGAGAAGAGAAGUAUGCUGAGCUUAGCAAGAAGGGUAUUCUCGAUGAAGUUGAAAAGUUGUUCAUGGCAAAGGAGAUCAAGAAGCUCGGUGUUGGAUCCUCUAAGAAGGAUGACAAGAAGCAAAUCAUCUCUAGCGAUCUUCGGAAAGCUUAUGAAAUUGCGUUUGCCAAAUUUUCUCAGUACUCAGUGGAAAGGGUUGUUCAGAUGAUCAUUCACUGUGACAAGGAUGUACUCGAUAAUCCUGUUGUUAUGGAUUUCCUUCAAAAAGAUGACCUAUGCAACAUUCCGGAUAAUACCGCGAAGCUCAUGGCACCAUAUAGCAAGGAUUGGACUGGUCCAGAAGCAAGCAAGGAGAAUCGUGAGCAGGAUCCCAAUGAGCUCACUCGACAAGAUCAAAUCUAUCUGUACACCGCUUUCGAGUUACACCACUACUGGAAGAGUAGAAUGCGGGCAUUGGCCUUAACUAGGAGUUACGAGCUUGACUACGACGAAAUCAAUGAGAAGAUUCGUCAAGUCGUUACAGUAUCGGAAGCAUUACGAGACUCUGUAUCCUUGAUGAAUGUUCUCGGCUUGAUUCUCGAUAUCGGUAAUUACAUGAACGACGCAAACAAACAAGCAAGAGGUUUCAAGCUCAGCUCACUUGCCCGUUUGGGAAUGGUUAAGGAUGACAAGAACCAAUCGACUUUGGCGGAUCUUGUGGAACGUAUCGUGCGUAACCAAUACCCUGAAUGGGAGGGUUUCGCAAACGAUAUUCAAAUCGUUCUUACUGCCCAAAAGAUCAACAUCGAACAACUUCAGGCAGAUGCAAAGAAAUACAUCGAUAACAUUCGCAACAUUCAAAUGUCGCUAGACAGCGGCAACCUGAGCGAUCCUAAGAAGUUUCAUCCACAGGACCGCGUCUCGCAGAUUGUUCAGCGAUGUAUGAAGGAUGCUCGUCGGAAGGCAGAGCAAAUGGCAUUAUACUUGGAAGAAAUGGUCCGAACGUAUGAUGACAUUAUGGUCUUCUAUGGUGAAGACCCCAAGGACGACAAUGCUCGUCGCGACUUCUUUGCUAAGUUGGCUAUGUUCCUUCAGGAGUGGAAGAAGAGUAGAGAAAAGAACAUUCAAUACGAGGAGACGCGACGAAGGAACGAGGCGAGCAUGAAGCGGAAGCACGCCCAGCUUCGGGUUGCAGGAAAUGUCGAGAGUGGCCCGCCAUCACCAGCAUCUGCUGGUGCAAUGGACUCACUACUCGAGAAGCUGCGCGCUGCAGCGCCGCAAACAAGAGAUCAAAGAGACCGAAGAAGACGUGCACGUCUCAAGGAUCGUCACCAAGUUCGUAUUGCUUCAGGUCAAAAGAUACCCGAUCUCAACGAAAUACCCGAAGCCGAGGCCAGUCCUCACGAGGAAGGUGCAAAUGGUACUGCGGAUUCUGAUACCAACAUGCUCAGUCCCGAUUUGCCAUCCCCUAGCAAAACUGCUUCGACAGCAGGAGAAGAUGGGCUGGCUCAAAGAGCUGCUAUGUUAUUACAAGAUAUGAGAGGAGGUGAUGGAGCAGAUGAAGGUGAUCCUGAAAAGCGAGAUAGUUUACGGAAGUCAGCAGCAGAAGAAAGGAGAGCAAGGCGUCGGCGAUUAAAGGGUGGUUCAGGACCAAGCGCCGCAACCGAAGAUGAAGGAGGAAUCAAGAGCCCUAUACCUGAAGAGUCAGCUACGGCUGUUGAGGAAUGA
Messenger RNA from Hypoxylon trugodes, 5235 nucleotides. RefSeq lists its product as uncharacterized. Gene Ontology annotation, cellular component: mating projection tip; cell division site. The coding region runs from base 1 to 5235 and encodes 1744 amino acids. Lineage: Eukaryota; Fungi; Ascomycota; Sordariomycetes; Xylariales; Hypoxylaceae. The transcript is spliced from 2 exons. Gene Ontology annotation, molecular function: actin binding; small GTPase binding. Gene Ontology annotation, biological process: mitotic actomyosin contractile ring assembly; barbed-end actin filament capping; actin filament bundle assembly. The record is from RefSeq and is a predicted model, not a curated record.